ACCAUGGCCAACCCGCCGAAGAAGUCCGCGAAGCGGCCAGAGCCGGAGCUGUCGCCCAAGAUGUUCGUAGGCUGCAGCGCAGGCACAGCACCACUACCGCGCCGACGCCGCCCCCGCCGCAGGUCGUCCCGGCCCUACUGAUGGUCGUCAAGUUCUUCAAGCUCGACUUUUCGCUGUAUGUCCCGCAAUUACGAGCUGGGUACGCGUGCGCCGUGGCUCUAACCGUAUUAACGACAUUGAUGUGCGGCCAGCUCGCCCAGAAGAAGCAGGAGCCCGGCGAGGUCACGGUCAAGGAGAAGAACUACCAGAAUAUCACGGUGGAGAAGAAAUUUACCAUAGCUGAUUAUGAUCAAAGGGAGGCGGUGUCCAAAGUGCGGGCUUUAUGUUUUCAAGUGGCGAUGACGAGCUUCAUGCACUACAAGUGGGGGUCGCCGAUGCCCCUGUUGUUCCAGUGCGUCAUGCUGCCCAUGAAUCUGGCUGAUGAGCCCCUGGUGAAGAUUCACGUGUUUGGCGCGCCGGCCGAAGGGAAAUUGGCGCGGCCCUUCGCGAAGCCUCCCAAUCCUCUCGCCGAUGCUUUAGGAGUGAACCCCGAUGCGGAUGACGGCGCCGUCGCGCGGAAGCCUUCGAAGAAGGACGACUAG
Molecule: messenger RNA, 641 nt
Organism: Pelagomonas calceolata
Lineage: Eukaryota; Pelagophyceae; Pelagomonadales; Pelagomonadaceae
Source: the annotation of a GenBank genome assembly